Molecule: messenger RNA, 270 nt
Organism: Dovyalis caffra
Lineage: Eukaryota; Viridiplantae; Streptophyta; Magnoliopsida; Malpighiales; Salicaceae
Source: the annotation of a GenBank genome assembly
AUGGGCGAGUGGGUGAGAGGGCUAGCGUGUGGUGGGCUGGAGUGGAUGAGGAAGGUUAGCCUGUUGAGGGGCCGAGUGAGGCUACGAAAGAGAGCUGGAGGCUAUGAGGGUGGCAAGCAUGUGGAGGGGUUCGAGAGCGCGAGCCGCUCGAGCGAGGAGGGGAGCCGAACUGCUAUGGUCGGACGUGGAGGAGGCUUGGGUAAUGGCUAUUUCGGAGUUGCUACCGCUCGUAAGAGAGUAGAGGGAUGGCUAGUUAUGAAAAUGGAGAUG